CUCUUUCGUUCUUUUCUUCAUCGUUAACGGACACCGAAGUCUUUCAAAGGUGCCUGAACAUUCCCCGUGUCAUCUCUCGUCGCGUGCAUCAUGUCGAAGCCGAAGCUGCUGUAUUUCGACAUCAAGGCCCGCGGGGAGCCCAUUCGGCUGUGCUUCGCCAUCGCCGGCAUCGACUUCGAUGACGUCCGCAUCGGCCGCGAUGAGCUGUCAGCCCUGAAGGAGGAGCCGGGCAAGCUGCCUUUCGGCCAGCUGCCCGUGGUGGAGAUUGACGGCAAGCGGCUGGCACAGACGCUCGCGUGCUGCAUGUACGUGGGCAAGAAGGCCGGUGAGUGAGUGAGGCAGUCAGUGCCCUCCAUGACAUGCGGGUCGAUGCCUGCAUGUCUCAUGUGUGUGAUCCCAACGCAUGGCGUACCUCCCUGUGUGUGCGUCAGGUUUGGUGCCGACUGAUGACUGGGAGCUGGCCAAGGUGAGACGAGCCCUGCACGACGGGAUCUAUACAUGCAGCCUCCGUCUCUCGCAUGUUAAUCUGUCUGUCUGUCUGACGGUGGCUGGCUGACGGCGUAUGUGUGUGUAGAUGUUUGAGUUCAUCGGUGGUGUCGAGGAUACCCAAAUGAAGAUCACGAUGUCCAUCUACGAGCAGGAUGCCGACAAAAAGAAAAAGGUACACAGAUUGGAUUGGGCGGAGGGGAGGGCCGAUGUGCGUGAGACAGGCAAGGCAUUUAGUAUGGUGAGGUGCGUCGGAUGUGUGUGAUACGCUAUAGAUGCGCGAGGAUCUGGCAACGACGACACUGCCCAAGUGGUUCGGCUUCCUCGACAGCCUCGCGGUGCAGAACGGCAGCAACGGAUACGCAGUCGGCAGCAAACUCUCACUCGCAGGUCCGCACACACAAACAGCACAGCCGGCCGGUUCACACAGUGGACGAACAUACAUGGCCUCCUCUGUGUGUGUUGGUGUGCAGACCUGUGGGUGUACAUGAGUCUGGGUUGGAUCAAGAUGGGAGUGCUGGACGGCAUCCCCGCCUCGCUGCCCGACAAAUACGCCGCACUCAGCAAGGUGGGUGGGUGGGCCAGUCCCAGGACACCACACACAGCACACACAUGGAUGUGUGUGGAUGGAUGGGUCGAUGGAUGUGUGUGUCAGGUGUAUGAGACGGUGGACACGCACCCCAAGGUGGUCGAGUGGAACGCGGCGCACGCCAAGCCCCCGCAGUGAUCCAUGCAUCCACCGAGCUCACAAGACACGACUGCAUAGCACUUUCAUGUGGGAGUGAGUGGAGUGGAGUGGGACUCAUGACAUUGGACCGCCACUUCUUCCUCUCGUGCCGCGCCAUGUCGUGUCGUGUUGUGUCGUGCUCAUGAAUGUGUGCCUCAGCCAGGACACCGGCCGUCGCUUCUGGUGGUGGUGGUGCAUCCACUCACAAGUUUUUCCCGUUUUCAUAUAUGUCGUGACGAUCGAUGGGUGCGGUAUCGUCGUUCAUGACACAGCAGAAAGGCUCAGCCAGGCUACAUUCCUGCACGAGCUCGGUGCGUGACGUCCGUCCCGAAGCAAGCCGUGGUCUGUGGCUUUCGCUGCCAUUGCCCUCUAGACAGACCGACCAGUGCUUGCUCCUAGAGGCCAGCCAGGUUGGUCUGUGCGAUUGGCGAUGGGUGCGAACGCCGAGGACCACAGUGCUUUAGCGCAAGGGAGAGUUUUAUCUGUGCCAUGCCGAGUCAUUCAUCUGUCUUCAAUUUCCCAAUUUGUACCAUUGAGUCAUUGCCGUCACGGCCACGGCGUCUCACAGCCCAGUGACCUUGGGCUGUGAGUGUCCGUAGCUGGAGCGGGACUGGCUCAGUGUGUCGCAAAGAUGGGGGACUUUCAUGCCGAGAUACACCUACAUAUUUCUGCUCUUCUUGAUAGGAUUCUGG
Messenger RNA from Vitrella brassicaformis, 1905 nucleotides. NCBI's taxonomy places the organism in Eukaryota, Vitrellaceae. The record is from the annotation of a GenBank genome assembly.